Drosophila pseudoobscura is the source of this 1153-nucleotide messenger RNA. RefSeq lists its product as uncharacterized. The record is from RefSeq and is a predicted model, not a curated record. NCBI's taxonomy places the organism in Eukaryota, Metazoa, Arthropoda, Insecta, Diptera, Drosophilidae. Bases 111 to 1001 code for a protein of 296 amino acids. The transcript is spliced from 3 exons.
UCAUUCUAUGGAACUCUCCACGUUGGCUUAGCGAACUACUUGAAAUGUAAAAAUGUUUGAGCCCGAGCUGGAACGGAGAACUUGCCGCAACUUUGAAGGCUCACAUAAUUAUGCACCUUGCGCCGCCUUGCAUCCUGGUCUUCGUCUACGUACUGCUAAUCUCUGCCGCAGCCAUUCAGAGCUACCAGCUGCCAGAACGACGUCAACAGUGGAAGCAACGUCAGCAGUGCCAGCAAAGGAGAAUGAACAAUAUGGGGCAAUGUGACGGUAAUUCGCUAAUGGGCCUGGGGCGUAAAAACUCGAAGAAAACUUCCUCAAACAUUGCCCAGGAGGCCGCCCAGGAGGCGAAGCAAGCCUCCGACACCCAGCAGUCAGCGGCGGCGGAGGCCGCUCGCCAGGUCAAGACCCAAUUCGCAGACAGGGCCAUAUCGGCAGCCCGCGCGGCCGAGGCGGCUCUGGCAGGUAAACAGCAGAUUGUCGAGCAGCUGCAACAGGAGGUGCAGGAGGCCGAGGCCGUCGCCCAGGAGGAGGUCGCCUCGCUGGUCGGCUCUGAGGAAAAUGUCAAAGCGGCCGCCUCUGCGGUCAAGCAGGCCCAGUUGCUUCACCAAGCCCUUCUCGCCGUUGUCAAAAUUGCCAAGGGGAAUAUCGGCCACGCAACGGCAGCGGCAAAUGGAGCCCAGCAGGAGCUGGCCGAGAGGAACCAGCUCGUUAACGCCGCUCGCACCCGGGCAGAGAUGCUGCUCAAGCAACUGAAAUCCGCCCAGAUUGACUACGAAAACACCAAGAAGGAGGCCUGCAAGGCUGCCAGUGCCGCGGCCGAGGCAAAAGAAAAGGCGGCCAGAGAUCAACGAUCAAUAAGGGGGGGAUUCCGUUCUCAGCUACCGCAAACAUUGGGACAGAAUAAGCAUCAGCAGCAGCGUCAGCAGCAACAGGAGGAGAAGGAGAUGGAACAGCUUCUACAACAAUUCGACGAAUGCUACUGCGGAACAGAAGACGUUUAACUAGAGCUUGUCCAAAGGAUUGCUUGGAUUGCUGUAUCCUGGACUGUAUACAGACUGGAUGCUGCUCAGUUUCCGACAGUUUCUCAGUUUAGCAGCGCGAAUCAGAGAUCAAUACGGAGCAAGAGCAACAUAUUCAUCAACUUUUGGGGCGA